AUGCAAGUAGAAUCCGAGCUGGAGAAGAGUUCACCAGACAUAGGUGACGCCAUGAAGCUACUACACGAGAUGAGACAAGAAAACAAAGAUCAAACUAAAAAACUUGAACUUGGAAAAUCCAUCGAACUCUGCCAUCAAACUAUCUCCGAGUUAAGAAAAACUGUGGAUUCACAGUCUGAGGCUUUGAACAGGUAUAAAGACUUGUAUGAACAACUUUUGUUCGAACAUAAAAGGCUGCAAAUUAAAAUUGUUGAGCUGGAAGCCCGUCAAGACGAAACUGAGCAAUACUCUAGACUUAAUACAAUAGAAAUCCAUGGGGUUCCUGAGAAAGAAAAUGAAAAUGUUUUCAGUCUAGUUCAACAAGUCCGAAACAGUCUAAACAUACAAGUAAAGGAAGAGAUGGUGGAUGUCUGCCACAGACUUGGAGGGAAAAGUGGCGAAAGACCCCGAGGCAUCGUAGUGAAGUUUACAAGAAGAACAGUCAAGGAAGAGUUUCUACAAAAAAGGAGAGUCAAGAGAAAUCUGAAUACGUCUGACAUUGAUUUCCCAAGCGCAGCAAGUGUCAUCUAUAUAAAUGAGAGCCUUACUCCUACAAGACGGCGGAUAUUCAACGAAGUACGAUCGAUCAAGAAAGAAAAAGAAUUCACGUUCGUCUGGAUACGGAACGGCAAGAUCCUGGUCCGACCAUCAGAAGGUGUCAGCAGUGAGCAACUGGAACGACGUGGAGAAGCUGAGGAAGCUGCCGGCAGCAACAGGCUCGCCUCAAGCUCCAGUCCUUGUAUCACACGUGCUACCUCCCCCUCACACACAGGAGCCAAAGCCAUGGAUGCAACUGGUUCAACAGCAUCUCCCCCGCCGAACCGAGGUUCAGUGAACGCCGAGUUCACUGUAGCAACGGAAGAGAAGUACUUAUUGAAUUCGUCUGCUACUUGA
Molecule: messenger RNA, 933 nt
Organism: Homalodisca vitripennis (glassy-winged sharpshooter)
Lineage: Eukaryota; Metazoa; Arthropoda; Insecta; Hemiptera; Cicadellidae
Exons: 2
Coding region: 1-933 (310 amino acids)
Source: RefSeq, a predicted model, not a curated record